CAAAAGUGUCUUGACUUCUGCUUAUUCGGAAACAUAUUAGACGGAACAGAAAAAAAAAGUUGACGAACGACUCGCAGCAGCUUUCUUACUUAAGAGGUCUUAAAUAUUUUUGUUUUAUUUUGCCAUAAAAAUAAAAAAAACAACGAUCAAAACCGGAACUUUAACAAAACUUCCUGGUGCCAAUUUGGAAAACAGACACCUAAGUAAGAUUAUCGUUACGUGUGAUCUGCUUAAAAGAUGUCUGUGGAGGCUGCCUCUGUACCCCUGACUGCGCUGGCGUGGGCUUCAGGCAGCAGCACCUGUCCCAACGAUUUUAAACUGAUUUCCACGACUUUCGAUGGAUCUAACGCAAACUUCGGGAAAGGAUUCGGGAUGAAAUCAAGUUACUACCUCUGCUGCAGUUCGAAGCCCCAGGGCAGCGUCAUCACGGAUAUCCAGUUUGUCUCGGAGAAGGAAUCCCUGCCGUCUGGAUUCUAUUACAUCGCAGAGUUCCUGGAGCCCAGGGCGUCUGUUUCCAAGAAGAAGCGUCUGUGUGUGAAGUCAGUCUCCUUCAACACUGCAGACGUGGCCGUGCUGGAUGUGCAGCUAACAGCCAAGAGCAAAGUGAUCCUGCCACACUACACAUGCAUCGGCGACAUGAAUGGCUUUGUGCUGUGGUGCAAGAAGGGGAGGGUGAGACCUCUCCCCAAACCCCGCAGCAUCAACCUGGACAUGAGGGAGCUGUCACUGGAGAAGGGGGAGGCGGAGCCACAGAGCCCCGCCUACAACAGCAGUGCAGCCUCCAGGCCCGUUCACCCCAACAAGCUGAGCAAACGUCGGAGCACUCUGGAGAUCAAAGAGGGGGUGUACGACACUGGCAACAUCUACAGCAUCUCAGCUAUGGACGGAGUGCCCUUUGCUCUGCACCCGAAGUUUGACUGUCAGCCCAUUGGCAAUGUACCCCUGGUCAACCUAAACAACAUUCAGAUCAAAUCAAUCACUGACAUAGAAAACGAGUACAACUACAGCUUCACAGUGGAGAAGACGGCAGCUGACAGACCUCAAUUCCGGAGUGCGCUGCAGUCACUGGAAGCAUGAAGUUCAAGCACAGCGACUGGCUUGUAGCUAACGCAAUCAUUCCACGAGCCUGCAUUGCACUUCCAUUAGCUACGCAGCUCUUAAGUGUGUGUGUGUGUGUGUGUGUGUUACACAAAGGCUGCAUUUUCACUUUAAAACAUCAUAUCUGGUACUGCUUUCGGUUAUAGAAAGUUCUCAGUUUCUACGCCUUGUUCUUAGGGUAUCUGGUGCACUUGGAUCAUUUUCAUCGCUGCAGUGUCUCUGAGGUCAAAGCAUGCUAGUCAACUGGGGAAGCAGCAGCUGGUUGGCUGAUGACAGGAAAGAAGCCAGUAAAGGGGUGGGGACAAUUUCACCCUCCAGGAUACCAAGCAAGUGCAACGCUAACUGAAAACAUGGCUUGAAAGUAGAGGUUCUAUAUAGCAAGUUUUUAAAAUGAAAAUACACGUGUUUCUUUCAAAACUGCACAUUUGAGACCUGUAUCUCCCCGUCAGUCAUGAUUUUGUUAUUUACAUUUUUAUAUAUUUUAAAACAGUUUGUGUGAACUCUUUGACAAAACGUCUAUGCCUUAUAAAAUAGAUACAUAGAUAGGAAACUUACCACGGUACAGUUCUGUACGCAGUGACUGAAGGGGAUAGAAGCAAUGGAAGUGCAAGCAAAAAAAACCCCAGAAGAUAAUCAAUACUGAACUAGAAGCUAAUCAAUAAUCAAAUCUCUCUCUCGUGCAAUAGAAGUCUUUUCUGGCUAGUUACAAUCAUUUUAUUCCUUUCUGAAAACUGUGUGCUUACUUCGAAUCAGGGACCCCUACAGUAUCUGUAAUGAAAUAUAAUCAGCGUUAAGAUAUUAUCUUCAAUAACCUUGCAACCUUUCUUGCUAUUUAGGUAAGAUACGCACAAAAAAGCUUUUUCCGUAUCACUGGGUCCAAGGGAGGCACUGAACUCCUCCACAAUCCAAAGCCUCCCCAAACUGCAGGAUCAUAUUUGUAGAUCUCCUUAUAUUGCAAAACCGCUCUGAGACCGGAACGCAGAACCCGGGUCACAAGAAUGACAAUUUAAAAAUAAAUGCAAACUCACAACACAAGCUGUAGUUUGAUACGUUCUAGUCAAUAUUUCUUAACAGAAUUAUUUUUUUUUUUUUUAAAAAUCAUUUUGGCUACAAACUGUUUUGUCCUGUUUUGAGGGCAGUCAAGUUAGACGCGCCUGUAAUCAGAGCAGUGAAAUUUCACACCGGCUAUGAAGCUCAACACACAGAAAAUGGAGCUUGAUCAUCACUGUGGGGAGGAAAACACCAAGAAAUGGAUCAUUUUUAGGCUUCGGUUUCUUAUUUUAUACUGCGGCGUCAUAAAAGCAUCUGAAGGGCUGUAUUUGCAGAAUUAAGUUACAUUUCGACUUAACCUUUGCAAUUAACAAAAUUAGAGUAAGUUAAAUAGUUAAAUAGCAGGUAGAUGCUACUCUCCAAAACAUUACAAAGCAGCCUGUCUUCAAAUGAGAGCAAUGGCACUUAAUGGGUUAAAAUGAGCAAACAUGCAUGCGUGAGCUUACAUAAGAUUCAAUUAAUACACUAUUUAAUUUGUGUAAGCAAAUUCCCAUCCCCAGACGUUUGUCUUUGUAGGUCAGUUUGAGCCUACAUUAGUUUUUAGAUCAAUGAUUGCAAUGGAGAGCCACUACAGAACAGAUUGCUGAAGCCUGUGCUUCACUAAAUAGUGCCUGUUACACUACCGGUCAGUGGACCUGAUCCAGCUUUACAUUCAUUUAGAGCAUUGACUUCUCACCAGUCAAAACCAGAGACUUGGCAAGCUUUUGUAAAUAAAGUGUGCAUUUUAUCUCAGUUGGAGAUCAAAGAUAAAACAGCCAAGUAGAUAAAUAUUGCAGCUAGUGCCAUCUUCAGUGCACUGUAAAAUACAUGCAAUAAGUGCAUCAGAAUAGCGUUUAUAUAUAUAUAUAUAUAUAUAUAUAUAUAAAAUUCAGUUUAAGUAAAGGCAUUCAUACGAUAUGAAAAAAGAACAGCACAAGAGGGUUGUAUUGCGAAUGGUAGCGCUCGUCUUUGUUAUACUGUUGUGACAGAGCAUACUAUGUAUAUAUUAAGCACACUAUGUAUAUGUCUGUGUAUAUUUCUGUGUAUACACAUUCCUUGUGACCUGUAUGUAUUCUGGUGAGAGGUGAUGGGUGUCUCAGAAAAUGUUAUUCUUGAAUUCUGUUCAAGAACAAAUUAAAUACAAGUGCCUCUUCUUUUCAGUUGA
Messenger RNA from Acipenser ruthenus (sterlet), 3292 nucleotides. RefSeq names its product multivesicular body subunit 12A. Bases 238 to 1077 code for a protein of 279 amino acids. Gene Ontology annotation, biological process: endosome to lysosome transport via multivesicular body sorting pathway; viral budding; regulation of epidermal growth factor receptor signaling pathway. The record is from RefSeq and is a predicted model, not a curated record. Lineage: Eukaryota; Metazoa; Chordata; Actinopteri; Acipenseriformes; Acipenseridae. Gene Ontology annotation, cellular component: ESCRT I complex; cytosol. The transcript has 10 exons.